Molecule: messenger RNA, 1704 nt
Organism: Closterium sp. Naga37s-1
Lineage: Eukaryota; Viridiplantae; Streptophyta; Zygnematophyceae; Desmidiales; Closteriaceae
Source: the annotation of a GenBank genome assembly
AUGGCCCGUGCCACGUGUCCGUCCUCAGUAGACCCGUUUCGUCACGAUGUUCCCGCGAGAAUCCCGCAAUCGCAGGACUGGAGCGUGCCAGCUGGCAGAUCUUUUCUCCCGCGCCUCGACCGGAUCCACAUAACCGCGCGUUCCCCAGGUGUUGCCUUCCCCAAUGACGACGCCCCCCGCCCCACGCAGCAGCAAGAGUUAGGGCUAUCCGCGUCCGCGCCGCACGGCUCUCUUCCGUUGAGACUGCAGUGCUCGUGGAUGUGGGAGCAGCCGCUUCAGUCAAGUCAACCGAGUCAACGGAGUCAACCGCGUCAACUGGUCGCCUUGAAUCAGUCCACAGACGAGCCGCCACUCGCGGUCCCCACGCCAAAUCAGGAAGUGCAUCUUGCCGCAUCGUCACUCCCCUCGCGCCGCUCACCAACGGCCUUGGCGCUCUCGUCGCAGCGCGCAUUCGCCCAAGAAGACUGGGGGCAGGCCGUGCAUUCGCCCAAGAAGCCACGUGGCAGUCCCGAGGCGAUUGGGCGGCAGGCGUUGGCUCUAGCGGUCAGCGAACGGGAGGAGGAGAUUUUCCAGAGGCGGCGCGAGCAGCGGCUGCGGAUUCUGGGCGGCUUGAGACACGCGCUCGAUGAACCGGCGGCGGCUUGCGCGGCUGCCGCUGCCGGCCUCGACGGGAAAAGCCCGCUCCGCCGCCGGAUUCGCACUAGGAAGGGGGGGGGAGGCAGGCGCAAACGCGGGGGUGGCGGGGUAGGAAGGCGGAGCGAUGAGGAGCGCAAUGGGGCUGGCACAUUGGCGGAGCCGCGAACACGGGGGGCGACAUUGGCGGUGGAACUCCGCUCGACGAUGCGCGUGGAGGUGACUAGUCCGCACGCCGCCGCGCUCGCGUCGCUCGAUGCGCGCAAGUCCCUCCCGCUUCUCGCGGCGCCACUUGCGCCGCUUCCGGCGGGCUGGAAGCAGCAGCGGCGCGUGCGAGCGCGCUCCGCCUUUGAAAGCCGUGACCUGAUGGGCGGUGGGGCGGAAGGCUUUCCCGGCUCCCCGGGGCAGGCGGAGAUGCUCGCGGAAGGCGCGUUGCGCUCGCCCACGCUGGCGCGGGAAGCUACGGAAUGCGGAAAGCGCGCGCAGAAACGGCGGAGUAGCAGCGAAUGGGAGCUGUACGCGAGCGGGGAAGAGGCGCGCGGGGAAAGGGGGCGCGGAGAAACGGGCGGGCCGGCGGACACUGGGCGCGGCGGAAGGAGUAGCAGGGGCGGAGAUUCGAGUGUAGAGACUCGGCGGGAUGGUACUGGGCAGGGGGAGGGGGGAGGGGAAGCGGAACGAGGAGGGCAGCACGAGGUGGAGUCGAGGGGAGGAGCGCGGAAGGAGAGGGAGAAGGAAGGAGUGAGGGAGGAGGAAUGGGAGUGGGAACGAGCAGAGGUGAGGCAGGAAGAGGGACAGGGGGCACUUGACAUGUUGCUGGGUGGUGCUGGAGGGAGGGGGGGUGCUGCUGCUGCUGCUCCCGCUGCCGCCGCGCAUCGCAGAGCAGCCAGCUCUGUGCCCAUCCUGGGCGGCACGCCGGGCCAGAUGGGCAGUGAGAGUGGAGGGUUUAUGUCUUCUGGUGUUGCUGGGGGUGCUGCUGAAUUCCCUCUGUGGGUGCGGAACAAUGAAGUAGAAUCGUAUCUGCACUCUGCCGCCCAACCGGUGCUGCUGACUGAGAGUAUGGGUGAGUCAUAA